This is a messenger RNA of Oppia nitens, 765 nucleotides long. Its product is annotated as excitatory amino acid transporter 5-like. Gene Ontology annotation, molecular function: glutamate:sodium symporter activity; neutral L-amino acid transmembrane transporter activity; L-glutamate transmembrane transporter activity. The record is from RefSeq and is a predicted model, not a curated record. Gene Ontology annotation, cellular component: plasma membrane. The transcript is spliced from 4 exons. Bases 1 to 765 code for a protein of 254 amino acids. Lineage: Eukaryota; Metazoa; Arthropoda; Arachnida; Sarcoptiformes; Oppiidae. Gene Ontology annotation, biological process: L-glutamate transmembrane transport.
AUGCCGAUCGGUAUGUUUUUCUGGAUGUGCGACGAAGCCAUCAAAAUGCAAUCACCGGAAGCCAUAAUCGUACAGUUGGUCUGGUUUUUCGGACUGACUAUCUGUGCCCUGAUGUCGGUCUGGUUACUGAUAAUACCCGGCCUGUAUUUCCUGGUUGUCCGGAAAAAUCCUUACAUAUUUAUGAUGAACAUUAUGCCGGCACUGGUAGUCGCUUUCGGAUCCAGUUCCAGUGCCAUUACAUUGCCAGUUACUAUGGACUGUAUGAUUGGUAAAAACCAACUGGCCAAACCGGUUGGCCAGUUUGUACUGCCAUUGGGUAUGACCAUACAUAUGCCCGGUCCGGCCAUGUAUUACCCGAUGGUUACAUUGUUUGUCGCACAGAUGCACGGCUUGCAGAUAACAUGGCAUAUGUUUAUAACCGUAUUUAUAUUUGCAGUGAUAAUGUCGAUGGCAUUUCCGGCCGCACCGUCGGGCGGCUCAUCCAUUGUUAACUUUAUUGCAUUUUGCGCUAUCAUUGGCAUCGAUAACCCACUGGAUGUGUUGGCCUAUACUAUAUCGAUUGAUUGGCUUAUGGAACGCCUACGUACAGUAACCAAUGUUAUGGCCGAUGCCUAUCUAUCGGCUAUUAUAGAAAAAUUAUGUAACAUUAAGACAGUCGAUGACAAUAAUACCGAUCAUACUAUGAAGGAUAAUACUAUAGAUAAUACUACCGGUGCUAACCAACCAUUAAUGGUUACCAUAGAUAUGGUAUCGUUUAAGCAGUAA